AUGGACAUAAUUUGUUACCUGCUAGUUAUAGUCGUGUUUAACGUUCAAGCCUAUGGAACUUAUUCUCAAUGUUUACGCGGGUGCAGCUGUGUAGAAGACCGUCAUGGAAGGUCACUCAUAUGUAUGGAGGAGAGCGCGUUUGGGGCCAUACCAGAGAACCUUCCAGAUGAUAUGACCAAAAUCAGAAUUGAAAAAUCUCACUUUACUGAAAUACCCAGAGGGGCAUUCUCAAAGACCCCCGCCUUGGAGAACUUGUGGUUGAAUUUCAAUGAUAUCACAGUGAUAAACUCAAAAGGUCUGGAGGGUUUGGGGAACUUAACUGAGCUCCGUCUGCAAGGGAACAAGCUGCGAUCAGUACCAUGGACAGCGUUCGAGGACACGCCGGCCCUCAAGAUCCUGGACCUGAAGCACAACCAGCUGGACGUCCUGCCGGAGCAUGCGUUAAAAUUUUUGCCAGGUCUGACUUACUUAGACUUAUCCUUCAAUCGGCUUACGGUCAUAUCGAAGGAGGUCUUCCAAAACUGGCCUCUUUACCAAAAGCUACAGAGCACGGAAGAGCGGGAGGCGACAGCUUUCGGGCCGAACGUCGUUCUGGCGCUCCACGACAACGCCUGGCUCUGCGACUGCCGCCUGAAGGGCUUCGUGGAGUUCAUCAGGUCCCUAAGGCCCCCGAUUAUUCUGAUGAACUCCUACUUGACCUGCUCAGGGCCGGACUUUAGGGCGGGCAGGUUCUUCCAUGAAGUAGAGCUGCAGGCGUGCAUGAAGCCCGUGGUCAGCAGCCCGUCCUCCAACAUCAGCCUGCCCCAGGGCACGAACCUCACACUGCGCUGCCUCGCCAAGGCCAGGCCAGACCCAGCGGUGUGGUGGACAUAUGGUCUAAAGAUAAUCAGAGGAUUUCAUGAGUCUCAGGAGAGAGUGGAUGAAGACACCAUUAGAUCCCUCCUGGUGAUCCCCUCCCUCCAUGCCGCCGACCGUGGUGUCUACACCUGCACUGCUGUCAACUUCAUUGGGAACUCCUCUGUCAGCAUCCUGCUGGAUGUUCACUCUCCAGACGGCUCCCACUCAUCAAGCCUCCCUGGCUUCCCGGCUGCACCAAGUGCUGGAGAUGAAAACGUCUACAUCGACAUCCGCAUCGCCAAACAGAUGGUACGUGGUAUCUCCAUCGAAUGGUACGCUGCCUUGGAGCACCCCGCCGAGACCUGGUUCACCAUCCACUUUGGCCGCGCAGAUGCUGAUAAAAAAGAAAUGAUCUACAUCGGCCCCGGGAUUCACUCUUACUCCGUCUCCGACCUGAUGCCUGCUACCAAAUAUGAAAUCUGUGUAACCAUUAAGAAUCAGACACCACGUCCAGGCCAGUGCAUCAUGUUUGUAACAGGAAGUGACAUUACUGAGAUGGAGCAGAGGGAGAAACUGAUUCAUAUAGUGGUGAUAGUUUUAGCCAUGGUGCUGGCGGUGCCUAUAGGUAUGUAUGCCUGCACCACUGACAUUAAGUUUGCCUGUCUGGAGGGUAUCAUGGAGUCCUGGAAGAAUCGGCGGAGAGAAAGCAGCUCUUCAGGGGUGGAGCGAGACAGGCAGGGCACCUUCGACAGCCUGCAGGCCGCCAGCGACGAGGGCCUGGUUAAUAAAGAUUCCAGUGAAGACAGGAAGGUGAGGAGGAGGUCAGAUGACAGACUGAAUAAGAGCAAAGCUGACCACAGCAGACUCACAGCUGAACUAUAUUAA
Messenger RNA from Seriola dumerili (greater amberjack), 1722 nucleotides. It is a transcript of the gene lrit2, whose product is annotated as leucine-rich repeat, immunoglobulin-like domain and transmembrane domain-containing protein 2. NCBI's taxonomy places the organism in Eukaryota, Metazoa, Chordata, Actinopteri, Carangiformes, Carangidae. Gene Ontology annotation, molecular function: protein binding. The record is from RefSeq and is a predicted model, not a curated record. Bases 1 to 1722 code for a protein of 573 amino acids. The transcript has 3 exons.